AUGUUUACCUCCCAAACCUCGUCGUUCCAAGAGUCAAUUGACGUGGAAGAGAAAGAUGACUUCGACAGCGAAGAAAUUGCUGGAUACAGCCAGAAAACUCAGCUGAAUUGUUACUACACCAUCUAUCUUUAUCAAGGCACAAGCCUCACACUGAUUGACAGCAGCCUGCCGUCGGAGGCAGAACCAGAGCUGCGGACCUAUAUUUCAAGAAGGCUGAGCAAAGGGGCCCUUCUUGGAGGCAUGGGCAACAUUGCCACUGUGGAACUCAGUAUUCCAGAGCAGGCGGUUGGCUGUUACUGCUGUCUCCUGGAGCAGGAGAGGUCUCCCGAGCAGCCGGACGCUGAUGGAAAUGGAUACGUCAUCUGCUUCAUGGGGGGAAUAGAGCUCGAUAAGUACGUCCAGGGCCUGCAUAGUAGUCUGCAAACCCCACAGCUGCAGAACCUGGAGACAGAGGUGCGUCCCUACCUGAGCCGGUGGUACGAGGAGUCUGUAAUGCACAUUCAUCGAGUGGUGCAGCUGGUCCAGAACAACAUCAGCUUCCUGCUGCAUGCAGCUCUGAGUCACACACACGUGGAGGUCAUCAAUUCAGAUGAGAGGACAAAGGCUGAUGUUUCCAGGUUCAUCAAAGCGGCGAGUUUGCAGGGCCUGUCCCAACAGGAGCAGACAGCAGCAUCUCUGUGCAAAGCCAUGUCGGAGGACACGCUGUCUGAUCUGACCAUAGACUGCUCCACCAGCCCCCCCACACUCAGCAACACCGUCAGCAACCGUUUCUGCGACGGCUGGAUUCAGGCUUUCCUGAACGCCGCCGAGCGAUGCAACCCCUUCCUGCUCCGGCAGAUCCUGGAGAACUUCAAACUGAAGGCCAUCCAUGACAUGAACAGCCUGAAGCGCUUUGUGCGGCAGGCAGAGAUGAGCCACUACGCCCUCUUUCGCUGCUGCCAGUUCCUGCAGGGCUGCGGAAACGGGGACGUGUUGCUGCAGAACGCCAGGGCCGAGCACAGCGACCUGCCCGAGGCCUGCAGCAUCAUCACCGUCCUGGAGGAGUUCCUCAGCGAGCAGGCCCCGGCCGAGAGCCAGGCCUGACUCCAUCACUGCAACACAGCCUCUUUGGUGAGGAAGUCCAUCUAGACCAACACUAAAACCUAUCCAAGGCUUGAAAUUGCUAAGUUAAAAAAAGCUAACUAAAUAAUACAUGUAACAAAUGCUAAUUCUGAACCAUAAAUUAAAUACUACAUUGAGCUAAUGUUGCUCAAAUAUGGAAUACAUAAUGAACUGUAUGUAACACCUUGGAAUCACUUGAUGGUUCAGAAAUAUUAUCACAUAGACUUUAUCUUUUCUUCUGUGUGUUUAUGUUCUUAAAAGCCAAAUAGUCGUUCUGUUAUUGCUGACAAUGCUCACAGCAAAGAACUGAUCCAAAUCAGAGCUUCUGUUUAUUUUAAUAGGAAUGUCAUAUUUGACCUAUUUCAUGUUUAAAUGGUCCCCUCUGCUUGUCCUGCACAUUAUUUAAGUUUUCUUAUGUGAAGAAUGCACAGAUCCCUUUCCUGUGUAACUCUGGAUGCUUGUUUUUGCUCCCUCUUCAGCUCUGUAUCUGCACUGUGUGACCAUAUUGUGGGUUGUUUGAUUGAUGUCUGAUUAUUCCUACGGCUAUUCUACUACUGUGAAUACUGCAACGUAUAUAUUCUUUAACUUUUCAAAUAUAUUUUUUAACAUGAAUUAAUUCCAGCUCUGGACUGAAUAUGAUCAGAACAUGAACUACACGAUGCUCUCACUACAUUUACCCGCCGCGUUGUUUAUCACCUACUAAAUUAAAAUGCUAGGAUUUUUUUUUUUUUUAAAUGAAGUUGAUAUAAGCUCAGAGUAGACAUUAAUUUAUUAAUUUAUUACCUUUUCCCCAAAGCAAUAGUUCUCUUUUUCAUUCCAUAAAACCCCUAAAUGGUUUAAAAAUGAGCUCAAAUCAUUCCAUUGAAAUUUAAUCCAAAGUAUAUAACAGAGCAAUAUCAGUGUUUAUGGUG
Messenger RNA from Menidia menidia (Atlantic silverside), 2012 nucleotides. Lineage: Eukaryota; Metazoa; Chordata; Actinopteri; Atheriniformes; Atherinopsidae. The record is from the annotation of a GenBank genome assembly.